Molecule: messenger RNA, 1521 nt
Organism: Penicillium daleae
Lineage: Eukaryota; Fungi; Ascomycota; Eurotiomycetes; Eurotiales; Aspergillaceae
Product: allantoate permease family MFS transporter
Exons: 6
Coding region: 1-1521 (506 amino acids)
Biological process (GO): transmembrane transport
Cellular component (GO): membrane
Molecular function (GO): transmembrane transporter activity
Source: RefSeq, a predicted model, not a curated record
AUGGCGGCCACGACAGAUGAGAAACCCGCUACAGCUAGCAUCUCGGAUACCGAGAAGGAUCUCAGCUCUAGGGUGCCGGAUAAGUUUACGGGCUUUGAGGAUCCCGAUGCUGGGUUGAGCGAGGAGGAGAGGGCGGAGAUUGACCGCAAGCUCCUCUGGAAACUCGAUAUACGCCUCGUGCCAUGGUUGAGUCUACUCUAUCUCGUCUCCUUCCUCGAUCGUACAAACAUCGGCAAUGCCAAAAUUGACGGUCUCGCGACGGAUCUAGGCAUGACCGCUAAUCAGUACAAUGCCACGCUGACCAUCUUCUUCGUUUCGUACUCCGUCUUUGAGCCCUUAACCAAUGUUUUGCUCAAGCGACUGCGGCCGAGUAUCUUCAUUCCAUCGAUUAUGCUGGCUUGGGGUAUCUGCAUGACCUGCAUGGGUCUUGUCAAUAACUACUCCGGCCUCCUGGCCGUUCGCUGGUUCCUGGGCCUCAGCGAAGCCGGUCUUUUCCCCGGCGUCGGCUACUUCCUCUCAUGCUGGUAUAAGCGCUCCGAAUUCGGUGUGCGAAUGGCCAUCUUCUUCUCUGCUGCUGCGCUGGCCGGAUCCUUCGGUGGCUUGCUUGCUGCUGCCAUCUCGGAGAUGGAUGGUGUCGGUGGAAAGAAAGGUUGGGCCUGGAUCUUCAUUCUGGAGGGACUGGUCACGAUCGUGAUCGGGUUUGCUUCCUUCUGGUUUGUGUAUGAUUUCCCCGACCAGGCAACGUUCUUGUCACCAGCAGAUCGCACGCGAGUGUUGCGCCGGCUUGCGGCCGACCAGCAGUCUAGUGCGGAACAUGAGGAGUUCAAGAUGUCGUAUUUCUGGGCCAGUGUCAAGGACUGGAAGACUUGGACUGGAGCUAUCGUCUAUAUGGGUGCUGAUGGAUCGCUCUAUGCGUUCUCGCUGUUCGUGCCGACAAUCAUCAACGAACUAGUAAGCUUCAGCUCAAUCCGCGCUCAGCUUCUGAGUGUCCCGCCAUACGCUGCUGCUGCCAUCCUGACCGUUACCAUCGGAUUCAUUGCAGAUCGCACCCGCCAGCGUGGACUCUGCAACAUUGGUGUUUCCUUCCUCGGAAUGAUUGGAUUCGCUAUGCUAUUGGGCUGCAAAUCCGCGGGCGCGCGGUAUGCCGGCGUUUUCCUCGGCGCCAUGGGCAUCUACCCAGCCAUUGCAAACACCAUCUCUUGGUCCAGUAACAAUAUUGAGGGUGUCUAUAAGCGCGGUGUAUCCCUCGGCUUUAUUAUCGGAUGGGGUAAUCUCAACGGAAUUGUCUCGUCCAAUAUCUAUCGCGACAAGGACAAGCCCCGUUACUUACCCGGCCAUGGGGUGGUGAUGGGCUAUUUGGUCUUGUUCCUCUUUGGUGGCUCGGUCGUGCAGUAUCUGCUGCUGCGUCGCGAGAACGGCAAGCGCCGUCGCGGAGAGCGUGAUCAAUGGAUCGAAGGGUUGGAUCACAGUCAGAUUGAGUUGCUGGGUGAUAAACGCCCGGAUUUCAUGUACACGCUGUGA